GACCGCUGAUUGGCUGCGUGUGAGUCCGCCGCGCCAAGGUCUCUCCUCUUGACGCGAGUGGCGCGGCGCUGCGUGGCGGCUCUCAGGCUCUCAGGCUCUCAGGCUCUCAGGAGGAAGCAGCCCACGGACAGAAGGCGUCCACAUUUCAGCACUGGAGCUGUCUGUUACCCACUUUUCCCCCGGGAGGAAGGAGAGAAGUCGGAGAAGGAAGGAGGGGUUGCCAGGUCCUGCCAUGCUGGACGGCCCAGUCUGAGGACACCGAGGAGAUCCAGUCCCAAUCCAGCGUUUUUUGUUUUCUUUUUUUUACCCUUCAACGUCAUGGGCGUGCUCAUGUCCAAGAAGCAGCCGGUGGACAAGGUGCAGAGGUGCACUGCCGUGGUCUCAGCCUUCCAGGCCGGCAUCAAGGAUCGCCCGGCCGUGGUCAAGCCGGCAGACGGAGAAGCAGAGGACGGUAGCGUGCCGGCAAAAACCUCAAGCGGUCCCGAGGAGAAGACCGCCGAGGACGGAGAGGGAGGGGAACCAGAGAGCCCGUCCACCUCCCAGCAGGCUCCUCGGGAGGAGUGCAAGGUCAACCAGGAGUCCUGGUCCAGGUUGCGUGACGGAAAAGGCGUGGAGCCGGAAGAUCUGGAGAAGAGCCACCAGCUCACACCGCCGGCUUUUGUGCGGCCCAAGAGGGACGCCGAUGACGACCAACCUUCGGAGGUGGACUUGGCAAAGAAAGAACAGCCUCCAAGUGAUGAGAUGUGCGACGUAUGUGAGGUGUGGACGGCCGACGACCUGUACCCGUGCAAGAUCUGCACCCGGGUGUUCCAUGACGGCUGCCUGAGUGAGCUGGGCUACCUGCGCGCCGAGGCCCUGCAGGAGAUGCGGGACACGGCUCACACCGACUACUGGUUUAUUGUGUACUUCUUGUAG
Messenger RNA from Nerophis ophidion (straightnose pipefish), 915 nucleotides. Its product is annotated as PHD finger protein 24-like. NCBI's taxonomy places the organism in Eukaryota, Metazoa, Chordata, Actinopteri, Syngnathiformes, Syngnathidae. The transcript has 4 exons. Bases 319 to 915 code for a protein of 198 amino acids. The record is from RefSeq and is a predicted model, not a curated record.